This is a messenger RNA of Ruditapes philippinarum (Manila clam), 2099 nucleotides long. Its product is annotated as photoreceptor-specific nuclear receptor-like. The record is from RefSeq and is a predicted model, not a curated record. Gene Ontology annotation, molecular function: nuclear receptor activity; RNA polymerase II cis-regulatory region sequence-specific DNA binding. Lineage: Eukaryota; Metazoa; Mollusca; Bivalvia; Venerida; Veneridae. Gene Ontology annotation, biological process: anatomical structure development; cell differentiation; regulation of transcription by RNA polymerase II. Bases 57 to 902 code for a protein of 281 amino acids. The transcript has 4 exons.
GUUCUCCUUCGCCAGUUUCAAACGCAGAGGCAAGCCCUAAAUCCAGUGACCGAUCAAUGCCCGAACAAAGUCCGUCUCCAACGUCAACAACAAAAUCUUCAUUGGAGGAGAAUGAUGACGUCAAAUGUGCUAUUUCUCCAGAACAAACCUCGUCCCGUGUGAGUCCUGAUAGGCAUGCAACACUUAAAACACCACGCCAUGAUCUAGACGGCUUCUUUCCAAAGUACAUGCCCAGUAAUACUCUGUUCAACAUAUCUAAUUUAGGAAUGUAUUCCGAGAGCAAUUCCAAUAAUCGAGCAGACGUAUCACGUUCCCACAUUGACGUCACAUACGAAACUGCGGCGAAGAUACUCUUCAUGUCAAUAAAAUGGGCGCGCAAUAUCCCGUCAUUCCUCGCACUUCCAUUCCGGGAUCAAGCCAUUUUAUUGGAGGAAUCGUGGUGUGAGCUAUUUAUCCUAAGUGCUGCGCAGUGGUCCAUGUCGCUAGAUACAAGUUCUUUGAUGUCUGCUAUUGGGGUUUCAACAACGGACCAAUCAGAACGCGCGACAGUGCUGUAUUCUCAGAUACGAAUGUUGCAAGAAAUCAUUCUGAGAUUUGCCGCCAUGCGUAUUGACUCAACUGAAUAUGCUUGUCUAAAAGCACUUGUCCUCUUCAAAUCAGAAAUCAAAGGGUUGCGUGACUACCUUCAGGUGGAGCUUCUACAGGAUCAAGCCCAGAUUAUGCUAACUGAAUACUGUUUCUCCAACCAUCCAGCUAACAAGCUCAGGUUUGGAAAGCUCCUGCUACAAUUGUCUAGUUUGAAGGCAGUUGGUCCGAGGUCAAUAGAAGAGGUGUUCUUUCGACGAACCAUUGGGAAUAUUCCGAUCGAGCGUCUUCUUUGUGACAUGUUUAAAUCAAGUUAAAACGAUUGCUAAGCGCUUCCAGGUUACACAAGUCUGUCAAAUUAACUAUUAACCUGCGGGCGGCAUCUGAUUCUCCUAGUGACUAGUGCUGACCAAGGUCAUGGUCGGUACUGCUCGCUAUUGAGUCUGUAAACAUCCUGGAAAAUUUCCCUAAAAUGAUGAAUGGUUUUGUCCAGACUGAAAGUUGGACAAGUUCAUUUAAGAUAUUUGGUGCGAUUAUGGUUCAAGAAUAAAGUCCCUUAUAAUGAUCACCAAACGCUAAAUUGAAAUAUACAGGUAACAAAAUAAAAGGGAAUCUGAACAAUAUUCAAUCAACUUGUAAUUUUUUAAAUGAAUUUUUUCCAUCUUCUAUUUUUAGCACUGUCAGUUAUCAAUAUUAGGGAUAUCGAAAUGGAAAUUUGAAGGGUUAUUAUAUUUUGUUUCCUCAAUGCGCAAGCUUUGCAGAGUAAUGCCGUUGCCAACAAGAAAACGAAAGAGCAUUACAAUAUAAUUGUUUAUCUUAUUUGUACAAAGGGACAUUACUCCGGGAAACUCUUUCUCAUAUCAAACGUUAAUAUUGUUAAUGCAUGUUGUACGUACAAACUUCAAUAAAACAAUUAUAAAGAACAACUUGCAGCACAUUUGUGUCAGUAUAUUUUUUCUCUCUUUGGCUCUUGUUAUUUUUGUAAAUAAAAGAGGCGUAUAAUAACGCAAACUUCAGUAAUACCAAAUACUUUAAAGUGGAUUUGUCUUACAAUAGGAACAUUUUCCAACAGUACAUCAAGUAUUUAUAAAAGAAUAGAAAUUGAUCGUUUUUGAUAUUCUUAUAACAUAUUUCUUAAAACAAACGUUGAUAGGAAGAUCCUAAUGAUAGAGUAUGGACAUUUAUAUGAUGAAUUAUAAUCAUAAAUUUUUUCUUACGACAGCUUAGCUUAAUUAAUACUAUCAAUACAAUUAUAUAUUAUAUCAUAGACCUUCAAUUAUGAACCAAUACACUUUAAAGAAUAGUUACGUUCUUCAAAAUGACAAUGGCUUGGUAUCAUUCUGUGUUAUUGCUAUGUCCUAUGUUUUUAAUAGGCCAAUGAAAGAUUCGAGAGAAAGUUAUUAUCUUCUUUAUUCUAUUUUGCUUCGAAGAAUCUGUUAACUUUAUUAUUUCUGUUAGUUUAUUUUUGUUUGUUUGUAUUGUUAAAAAUAAAAUAAAAUAUGAUAAAAUUUUCA